AGCUCAUGCUUAUGUUUUUGUUAUUGUUCUCUGGCCGUGGUACGGUUGUCGCUAGAAACGGCGAAUGCCUUCCAAGAUAAUUGCCACGAUUGCCUAAUUAAAUAGGCAUCGACAUUUUAAAACAAUAAUUCGCCUGAUUUUACGGAGAUUCCGCAGAUAAGGUGCAGCCGACAUCCCCAGUUCAUUAGUUGCCAUGGAGACUACCUGGAAAGUGGAGUUCCGGAAUGUGGGUAGUAGCUACUUCCCUGAGAGCCGUGUGGAGUGCCACUAUACCAUCACGUCCCAGCACACCUGGGCCAGCAAGGACUGGAUCGGCCUCUACAAGGUGGGCUGGAGCUCAGUGAAGGACUACCAUACAUUUGUAUGGGCGCUGGCUCCUGCUGGAUACAAGGAAGGAAUUGAUGCCAACUGCUGUGUGCACUUCCAAGCCUCCUACCUGCCCAAGCCGAAUGAGCAGAUGUACCAGUUUGUGUAUGUGGACAGCAGGGGGGAGGUGUGCUCCUGCAGCGCCCCCUUCAGCUUCAGCGAGCCCAAACCCCUGGACGAGCUGGUGGUGGAGGGGAUGGGGGCCCAUGAGGAUGGAGCAGGGGACGACAUGCUGCUGGUCAUAUCCAAAGCAGAAAUGCUACAGAGCCGUCUGGAGCAGUGCUUCAGGGAGCGCGGGGAGCUCCUCCAGGCCCUGGAGGCGGGGGACAGGAGCCGGGCCAAGGAGCGCAAGAGGAGCGAGAAGGAGAAGGAGGCCUGGGAGAGCACCCGGCUGCAGCUGGAGAGCGACCUGGACUGGCUCAAGCAGAAGCUGAGGCACAGCAAGGAGGAGAUGGAGGACAUGAGGAGGAGGCUGGAGGAGGUGCUGGCGUCUGAGGAGUACCUGGUGGAGGAGAAGAGGGUCCUGGAGAGGCAGGGGGAGGCCAGCCAGCAGCGUGUCAGGGAACUGGAGGAGGACAUCAAGGCCCUGGGGCACAGAGCUCUGGAGAAGGAGACCGAGAUGGAGAGGAUGAAGGAGAGGGCCAAAAAGGUGCUAUCCCAGAGGAAGGAGGAGGAGAAUGAACGGAAAACUCUCAAGACCAAGUUGGAGCAGACUGAGUCUGAGCUGCGUGGGUUGUCUGCCGAGUUCCAGGGCCUACGCAGCUCUCUGGCCCAGAGGGACACACACAUCCUGCAGCUCAAAGACACCAUCACCACCCUCACACUCAAACUCAGCAACGCGCACCGGAAAGAGGCGGAGAGUGAGGCUGCUCUGGGGGAGCUGCGCGGCCUGCAGGAGCGUCUGCGCGCUAGCGAGCGGGCGUGCGAGGAGCUGCGCGCGGAGCUGGGGGGCAUGGGCGUGAAGAGGGACCAGGGCCAGGCCGAGCUGCACCAAGCGCGCCUCACCUCCGCACAGCUCACCCUGCAGCUGGCAGACUCCAGCCUGGCCCUCAGGGAGGGCCGCGCCUGCUGGGCACAGGAGCGCGAGAGCCUGCAGCGCACCUCAGAGAUGGACCGUACGCGUAUGGAGAAGCUGCUGGCGGAGAUGCAGCGUAGAGAGGAGGUGCUGCAGGAGGAGAGGAUGGAGAGGGAGAAGAUCCAGGUGGAGCUCGGACGAGAGAAGGACUGCAACCGGGUGCAGCUGAGUGAGAGCAGACGUGAGCUUCAAGAAUUGAAGGCCAGUCUCCGUGUAGCUCAGAAGGAGAAAGAACAACUGCAAAUGGAGAAACAGGAUGUGCUGGAGUAUGCUCGUCAGCUGGAGCAGCGUCUGCAGGCCACUUGUGACUCCAAGUGGGGAGAGAUGGACCUGCUGCAGAGCACCCUGCGUCCUGAGUCGCCCAUGUCGGACUCUGAGGACGAGAAGCCAGAGGCUCUCCAGCCAGCGCGGAGCUCCAGGCCCCUGGCCCCCUACGGCCUGUGUGAGCAGCCCCAACCGGAGCUGCUGUUGCCGGCCACGCCACCGCCCUCCCCCCGGGGCCUCGCCUCCUGCUCCAGAGACAUCAUGGCCGUCGUCAUCAGCCAGCCCGCCCCCCUCUCCUCCCCUCGCCCCCCCGCCAACGCCAACGACACCCUGGCACACAGCUCGGAUUCGGAGGAGGAGGAGGAGGGAGAUGCAGUUCAGAUGGGAGGCAACAGCUCUGGAGAGGAGACCGCCCUGCUGCUGCCUGAUCACAGCGACCAGGCGCUCAGUGACCUGGCGGACGCCCCCUUGUGGUGAGAUGGUGAAGUGCUUGAAGUGCGUCUUCAGGAGGAGAGGCCGGUCAGCAGGGGUUCACAUGUUACUUUUAGAUCACUCAGCCCAACCGUCACAACACACACACAUACGAGCGCGCGCACACACACACACACACACACACACACACACACACACACACACACACACACACACACACACACACACACACACACACACACACACACACACACACACACACAAACACACACAGACUCACACAGAAACACACGGCCUGGGCCUGCUGAUACUUCCUGUCACGCCGCACCAAAUUUAAUGACCAAGUCGGUCUGGCCAAGCUGACGAUCUCUUCAAUUUCAAAUUCCCCCUGAAUUGUAGCCGGUGAGAAUUGAGCAUUUCCACCGGCCCGACUGAGGCGGCUUGAAGGCAGCGGCUGCAAGAUGUCAUUGAUGACAAAAGUUUAAUGUAAUACCUCGCAAAAAGCGCAAUCCAAAGGUCAUUUUCUCCUUUGCAAUUCGGAUGUUGAAUAGGGAAAAGUCCCCCAAUAGUUGCUGUGUCUAGGCCGACAGCAGGCAAACUGUAUUGGUUUCUCCACGGAUACGGGGCGUCAGUGAAGCGUGAGGCCACAAGCACAGGUCGAGGACAGGAGAUAGGAUAAUGGACCGUACCCUGUCUGUCAAUGGCCCUGCUGGUAAAUUCAGAGGACAGAGUGAUCUGAUUGAUUGAUUGAUUGAUUAUGCCUUCAACCAGUAGCAUACAGAGGCAUUUCAUAGGCGUGAGUUAAGCCCCGCCCCCUGACAACUUCCUGGAUAUGGUAGCUUGGCCAGACUAGAAGCUCGGAAGAACAUUGUACUCAUGAUAGCCAGGUUAGCAAACACACACACACAUGCACACACGCACACAGACGCACAGUAGUUCAGCAGCAGUUACAAAAACAGUACGUACAUGUGUAUGCAAUUUCAAUUCUGAUGUUUAUAUGCACUUCCGUUAUGCAAAUGGAUCACUGAAACCUCUGAGGAAGUUAGACGCGAGUUAGACGCACCUGAGAGAAGCACACGUGGUCAGGAGAACAUAUCAGAAAGGCAUUCAUUCCCUCCUCGAGAUAGAGACAAAGGGAAGUGGAGGAGAAGAGAAGGAAAAAAGAAACUGAAGACAGAACUUUUAUAUGGUCAUUUUAAGAAAUGUUACGAGUGUGGGUGUGUGUUUCGGGACGCGGGUGUGUGUAUUUCAGACGUGUGUCUGUGUGAGAGUGACCGGUCAUUCAAACGGCGCAGUCAUUUCAGCCGGCAGAGUAGUUUGUCAUUUAUUGUUGUUUCAAAAAAACAAAACAAAGCAAAAUACGAAAAAAAAAUCAAAAAUGAAAAUACAGCUUUAUAUUAUUAUGAAUCUGCAAUAAGUUGAAGUACAGGGUUCAAGACCUGUUUCCUUGUGUUCCACACCUAAGAUUUCUCAUGUCAUCCCUCUGCUAGAGCAGACUCUAAUGGAAGAAGGGAAAAGGCACAGAGAAGAAGAAGAGGUCAGAUGGAGAGAUAGAGAGAAGUCAGAGAUGGAGAGAAGGGAAGCAAGAUACAAUUGCGAAUGGUGAUAGUUUUGUGGCAGAGGUAGGGGAGAUGCACUUUAAGCUCCUGAAGUCAUUUAUUAUUUUCCUUUUUCUUUUUUUCCAUCCCUGUAUCUAUUUUGCCCCUGUAAACCUGAAAAGGGGUACAUUUCUCGAAACGAUAGUUGCUAACUAUGUUAGCUACUUUGCUGGUUGCAAUGCAAUUUCCCACUGGCAACUACCCAAGUUGCUAACUGUUAACAACUCCGCUUUCGAGAAAUGCACCCAAGGUUUGUCACAGUAGAUUGUAUCGGUACAGAGAGGCGACGGUCUACAUGAGGUGACCUGUAAUCUAAUCUCAAUUAAUAUGUAAACAUCAUAAUUGGAGGUAUAGUCUUGAUGCACUUUGGCAGUAGCCUGCUAAACCAGCUCCUCGUACAUCAUUUCAUGUCACUUUGCACAGAUGGCCUCACUCACAGUUGGUUUCGUUGACAUGGUUUCUCUCUCAGGCCUAGCUAGUCACGGAGAAGAAAGUGUAAAGUAGUGUACGUAUUAGGCAAGCCUAUAACCAGACUUAUUGCAUACGUCAUAGCCAUAGACUCUCUGUCCUAAACGAAGUGUGGUAGGAGACGCUGGUUCACUAGACUACUGUGGCUUAUACCUCCCAAAGAAACCCAAAUCAUGAAUGCUAACUGAUAAUCUUAAAUCCAUUUGAGAAUGUGGAGUGGGAAAGAGAGUGAGAGAGGUCCCACCUGAAGAGUGUCACGCAGUACAGUACAGUACAGUACAGUACUGUUUGGCAGUGUAGAUACAUGCAGUGGGGAUGUCCAGUUAGAGAUAUUGCUUUUUACAUACAUGUGUGCCUAAAUAACACUUAAGGAGUCUCACGUCUGUCUGUCUGUCUGUCUGUCUUUUUCAUUUGAGAACACUAAUGUUGUGUGUCGUCAUCCUCUUCCUCUUGUCUUGAAACAGAGGGACUUACAGUAGGUUUUUUUUUCCAGCAACUGUUCAUUGAUUUACACUUUGAUGAUUUUUAUUAACGAAUAAGUUCAACUAUUAGGUUAGUGUGACAACAAAAGAAAUGUUUGACAUCCGUGUUACUUAACUGAAUUAUUAUGAAAAACAGAAAACAGGCAUGGAAAGGUUUUGCUUCCAAAUCUGAUGACUGUACGGCUUGUGUCUGGGCUUCAUGUUUGAGGACAUGUUAGUCUUGUCUGGAUGAUUUGAUACUUGGUGAGCUUCACCUGUUUUAAAGCAAGAGAGCAUUUUUAAAAACGCCUAACGUGUGAUACCAAGCAGCGCUUAGCAUUUCACAUGGAAUUUAUUACUGUUGAUUAAAAAAUGUUUUUUUUUGUCUGAGAUUUGAACUUACUUUACUUUAGUAAUAUAACUUGCUUGAUUUACUGUAAUUGUAGUAAGACUAUAUACUGUAUCUAGCUGUCACCUCUUGGCAUUUUACACUUUCAUUUUUCAUUUUUUUGCUUCAUUCAGAUUUUUUUUUCCAAGUACUCUGACGGGUGUAAGAAACUGUGGGGUUGUGUCAGUCGACCACCGGCAGCCAGGAGCAGAGCAAAGCUAAUGGAUGUGAAAAAUGGCUCUUUUACGACGCUAUCCGAAACAGCCCUCGAAUAAUCACAAGUUUUUGGCAGUAAGUAACCAUUGGAGGCAGGCUCCUAUCUUUUUGAGGGACUCGGCCCUUGCACACUUUCAUCAUAAAUCACAGGCAUGAAUUGGCUUCUGUAGGGAUAUCUACUUUGGGUGACAUCAUUCUGUAAUCCGUGGCGGGGGAAGAGCAUAAAACAAGUAAGACUCUUAAGUCAUGUCAUGUUUAGUGGCUGGAAGAAGAACAUGCACCUUUCUUUUGGUUCCAGAUAACAGCUUUUGAAAAUCACGUUUGGCUUCAGCACAAAGACGUUUUGUCCGUUAGUGUAGAGAGUAGUGCAGGCCUUGAGAGUACUGAACUCUGGUGAGGGCAAGUCAUGUCCAUGGCUGCAUCUUUUUUUAUUAUUAUUAUUUUUGUUUUUAUUUGUUUGUAUGUGUGUGUGUUAUUUUAUUUACUCUUUUUAAUUAUUACGUUUGUGUUUAUCCCAUAUUCUCCUAUCUAAAAUGUAUUUUCUAGAAUUCUUCAAUACUGUAUCGGGUGCGGGUGUGGGUUUCAGUAAUAAAAUAAAUAUUACGUGUCACGUUGA
Molecule: messenger RNA, 5884 nt
Organism: Engraulis encrasicolus (European anchovy)
Lineage: Eukaryota; Metazoa; Chordata; Actinopteri; Clupeiformes; Engraulidae
Gene: calcoco1a
Product: calcium binding and coiled-coil domain 1a
Exons: 15
Coding region: 194-2182 (662 amino acids)
Biological process (GO): positive regulation of transcription by RNA polymerase II
Molecular function (GO): transcription coactivator activity
Source: RefSeq, a predicted model, not a curated record